This is a messenger RNA of Lingula anatina, 2555 nucleotides long. Its product is annotated as polycystin-1-like protein 2. Gene Ontology annotation, cellular component: membrane. Gene Ontology annotation, biological process: detection of mechanical stimulus. NCBI's taxonomy places the organism in Eukaryota, Metazoa, Brachiopoda, Lingulata, Lingulida, Lingulidae. The record is from RefSeq and is a predicted model, not a curated record. Gene Ontology annotation, molecular function: calcium ion binding; calcium channel activity; protein binding.
UGCAAAACUCGACUCACUUCUGGCACUGGUAUAAAGAGGGCUUGGUGCCCGGAUUGAGGGCCUCUGUCUGGUACAACAACGACCCACCAUUGGGUCAGCGCGGUUUCCUAGGCGACAGGACGUGUAGGAUGAUGGGAUAUGCCACCAUGAGGCAGGUCAGAGUGAAGCCAGGGCAGUGCAGAAUCCACGACCUACUGACUAAAGUGAUCAAGGAGUGUAACGAGGCCUAUAGCAUAAUGGAAGAGGAGGAUGGGUCGUUUGGAGUGGGCUGGGUCCCUUUCAACGGUACCUCCACCGUCAACAACUCAAGCCCGGAGUACACAUACCGUACCUCUAGCGAGCUCGACGGUUACCCACACUACGGUCUGCUGACGGUGUACGGCGGCGGAGGGUAUGUGGCGGAGCUUAGAGGCAGCGCCAGAACCCUGCUUGCCCUGGGAGAGCGUCUGGAGAGGGAGAAGUGGAUAGACAAGUACACCCGCGCGGUGCUUGUGGAGUUCACGUGCUACAACCCCGGUAUCAACCUCUUCUCCAUUGGGACCAUGGUGGCAGAGUUUCCAGAGACUGGCGGAGUUUUUACCAGCUACCGAUUUGAGCCAACGCGUCUGUUCAACUAUCUUGGGUCUGCAAUGGGGUUCCAGAUUUUUUGUGAGGUGUCAUACUUUGUUUUUAUAUUCUUCUUCAUGUAUAAAGAGGGUAGGAAGAUGUGGCGGGCUCGAUGCAAGUAUUUCUCAGAGUUCUGGAAUCUUGUGGAGUUCUCCAUCAUUGCGUUCUCGAUUGGUGGCGCUGUGGUGUUUUUCUAUCGUCUGCUUCUCACCGAUACCUUGGCAACUUCCUUCAAGGAGUCCCAUGGCAACAGUUAUAUCAAGUUCCAGUAUGUAGGCUACUGGAACGAGAUGUACAGCUACAUGUUAGGUUUCAUCUGCUGUCUCGGCACCUUGAAGUUCUUGAAGCUGCUUCGCUUUAACAAGCGUAUGUCCUUUUUGGCGGCAACGCUUAGGCACAGCACCAAGCACCUGUUUGCGUUCGCAGUCAUGUUCUUUAUCGUGUUUUUCGCAUUCGUGCAAUUCUUCACUUUGGACAUGGGCACUCAGAUCCUGAACUUUGCCAACGUGCUGUACGCCAGCGAGUCCUGCAUGCAGAUGAUGCUGGGAAAGUUCGACUUCUGGGGGCUGGCAUCUGCCAGUGAACUCGCGCCAUAUUUCUUCGUCCUCUUCGUGGUUCUGGUCUCCUGGAUCACCAUCAACAUGUUCCUGUCGAUCAUGAACGAGAGCUUCACCGCCGUCAAGAAUGACCUUUCCAAGCAGCCCAACGAAUACGAGAUGGUGGACUUCAUUGUAACUAGGUUCAAGCUCUGGACGGGGCUAGGGGCUCCAAAAGCCGGUCAACCCACCGCUGCCACCACCCCGGACAAACUGAACAACGAGAAGACCGAGGGUCAGGACAAGGAGAACUCGGUGGAGACCGAUUUGAAUCAUUUCCCAGAAAAAGUGGACCGGCUCCUGAACACAGUGGGCCGCGUUUACUUCGACUUGGAGACAAACAGCGGAAAGGACGCGUUCAAGCAGAUGCUUAAGGACAACAAGUUGAAGGCAAAGAUGCACAGCGGAGGCUACGGCAACGGACUAAAGGAUCCAGAGGCUGAAGACUUGGCAAUGCUCUAACGAUUUCUGCACUGUUUCAGUGUCGACGAAGCACAAAGAGUGCCCAAUAUUCUCCGUCUCGUACGAUAAGCUAGCGAAUAAUUGGCAGUGAAAAAAUUAAUCUAUAAAAUGUCAAUUGUAUUGGUCAAUUUUUGUAGCCUUUUCGCUUUCCAGUGAUUGAUUUGUUAAUUAUCUUCAUGUGACGUUGCCACACGUUAGUACUGUCGUUCUGGUAAUUUUUAUCUUUUUGGUAAUUAAUAUUUUUCUGGUAUUUUUUGUCCAUUUUAAUACUAAGCUGCAGUAUUUUAACUUUAUCCCCUUAUGUCCAAAAUAUUGUAUUAGUCCGACAGAGACCACGGUUCUGUUUAAAGUACAAAUUCGAAAAAUACUUACUGUACACGGAGUACUAGAUUGUGUUUAUGAUUCUAAGACAUUGGGCACUGUGAGUGUUACGGACCUGAUAUCUUCAGUUCAUUCAGAAAUGGAAUCUGUUUUAGUUAUAAUGGUAAUUAUUCAUUUUUAGUGUAUUACAAUUGUCCUAUGCGCUAAAGAACCAAUAACCUUAAGGCAAAGACAAGACAUAGUAUUGAAUCUACAUUCUCUCUUUUUCGAAGGGACAUAUGAAAACAUUUUGAAAUACAAAACUGCAGAGCCGAUAAUUGACGUACACUGUAUACAAGUGUAUCAGCCAUUUGGUAUUUUGUAUGGAACAGCUAGCAUAUACUGAACCAUUUACAACCAAAAUAUACAGAACAUUCUCAUUCUCUGAGACACUCUCAAAACGUUAUAUCUCCCAAUGUUCAGAAUUGUUAGAUCUCCAAAAACUUUAAAUCUUCAGAAAAUCCUCAGAAAAUGUAAUGUACAAACUUAAAACUAAUUUUAAGAAACUGAUUGCUAUCUUACCAAUUAAUU